Molecule: messenger RNA, 1942 nt
Organism: Photinus pyralis (common eastern firefly)
Lineage: Eukaryota; Metazoa; Arthropoda; Insecta; Coleoptera; Lampyridae
Product: GPI transamidase component PIG-T-like
Exons: 2
Coding region: 113-1825 (570 amino acids)
Biological process (GO): attachment of GPI anchor to protein
Cellular component (GO): GPI-anchor transamidase complex
Source: RefSeq, a predicted model, not a curated record
ACAUUGUAAUGUAACCUUUCCUAAACCUAACCUCAAAUUUUGUUUAGAAAAUGAAUUUAUUGCUUAUCUAUUAUAGUAUGUACCUUAAAAAAUAAUAUUUAACAACUUUACCAUGCAGACAACAGCUUUUGUUAUAUUGGUACUGAAUUCAGUUUCAUUGAUAAAUUGUGGAUCAGACAGUUUCACAGAAGAAUUGUUUAUUAAACCUCUGUACACCGAUCACAUCUAUACACAUUUCCAUUUUUCAACAAUUUGGGACACAGACUUACAGACAGAGCAAUUUAAGCAUACGCACUUAUUUCCUCGGGCUCUCGGCGAAAUAAUUAAACGACACAAUGUUCAAGAGCUCCAUUUAAGCUUGACGGCCGGUCUGUGGAGGUACGAGACCUGGGGAUAUCCGAUAACGAGCGCUCCUCCCGGUGCAGAAUUGUGGGUAUGGUUUAAACAGGAUACGGAAAACGUUGACAAGAACUGGAAGGAAUUGGCGAAUUCGCUGUCGGGCUUAAUUUGUGCAUCAUUGAAUUUUAUCGAUACAUCGAAUAGUAUUAGUCCAGAAUAUUCCUUUCGACCUAACGGUGCCGUUGCCGAUCAGACUUUAAAUUCGUCAUAUUUAAGAUACUCGGCAUUGCCUAGAGAAAUUGUGUGUACAGAGAAUUUAACACCCUGGAAGAAAUUAUUGCCAUGCGAAUCAAAAAAAGGAUUAGCCUCAUUGUUGAAUUCUGGUUAUAUUUAUAAUACUCGCUACCAUUCGCUUUCAAUUCAUUUUCGUCCCAUCUGCAGAGAUUUGGAGUGCGAUGUGACAUCUAUAGAAGUGAACCAAUAUGUUGAUUUAGUGUACGAUUAUUUGAUACUAGGCGUGCGUAAUUGGUCAAUUCGUCGUUUAUUCGGUCAAGGUAUCUUGGGGUCUUGUCCUUUAGCGAAGUCAAGUACGGUGUAUGUAGAUAUGAGCACUAACUCAAGCAUACCGUUUGAUCUUAGCCCAGAGCCUGACGAGUUUGUUCAUUCAAUACGGGGUGGUUACACAACCAAGUUUGCAAAAUAUAGAGUUACAAAUGAAACUUUAAGUAUAUCAGUUAGUCACUUGGAAAAUUCGAAAGUUUUAAUUAAUUCGCCCCCAGUUUUGCAUGCCAAUCAAUAUUUGACGGGGUAUGGUCAAGAAUUGGGCGGUAUUGUAACAAAAUUAUAUAAUAAUCAUUGGAAUAACUUAGACGUUGUUGUUUUGCAAAACAUUCCAUGGUACGUCCCCAUUUAUUUGCAUACAUUAAAAAUUCAGGCCAAUGGUGAGACCAUUAAACCGAUAUCCAUAAGAUACAUUCCCGGAAAGCUUCGCAAGCGGCCUUACUAUGUUGAGAUUGCACUUCGAUUACCACCUCGAUCCACAACUUCGAUCUCUGCCGAUUUUGAGCAUGUUUUUCUUAAAUGGACUGAGUAUCCCCCUGAUGCAAGUCACGGCUUUUACAUUUCCUCCUCGGUUAUAUCAGCAAUGCUUCCAUUGACUAAGAACAUUACAGGUUUGCCACAAGGAGCAUCUACGAUAGCGGAUAGUUUUAAUCGUAGCUCUGGAAGUGGCUAUUUUGUACAGGUGCAUACCGAAACCAUGGUAGUUACUUUACCAACUCCAGAUUUUAGUAUGCCGUAUAAUGUAAUAUGCCUUGCCUGUACUGUAGUCGCACUCGCCUUUGGUCCUCUACACAACAUUACCACUAAAAGACUGAUUCUAAAACCUGAAAGCAAUGAACGAGUAGUAGAUAGACUUAAACAACGACUCUUUUUAUUAGUCAAUAAGUUUAAACUGGGGAGGGCCGAACGAGCAGAAACCGAGUAGAUAAUGAAAAUGUGUACAAGUUGUGAUAUGUUUCAUGUAUUAUUUUAAGUCACUGAAGUAAUGCUAUAGGAGAUAUGUACCUAAUUAGUUUAUUUAAUAAACAAAUUGAUUGUGUAA